This is a messenger RNA of Salvia miltiorrhiza (redroot sage), 754 nucleotides long. RefSeq names its product DNA-directed RNA polymerases II and V subunit 8A-like. Gene Ontology annotation, molecular function: DNA-directed RNA polymerase activity. Gene Ontology annotation, cellular component: RNA polymerase III complex; RNA polymerase II, core complex; RNA polymerase I complex. Gene Ontology annotation, biological process: DNA-templated transcription. NCBI's taxonomy places the organism in Eukaryota, Viridiplantae, Streptophyta, Magnoliopsida, Lamiales, Lamiaceae. The transcript has 5 exons. The record is from RefSeq and is a predicted model, not a curated record. Bases 217 to 654 code for a protein of 145 amino acids.
AAAAUCUUUAAGAUGGAAUGAUUGUAAGUGUUCCCACAACAAAGCACGUUUUCUUUAAUUCUAGUAUUUGCGGUGUAUCCAUUUAACUCGUGUUUAGUGUUGUCACUCAGUUCAGCUUCUGCUUCGCUUCUCUCUCUAUGCUCAGCUCUGCUCUCUUCAACUUCUAGGGCAAAAGCUUCAGCGAUCGAGAUUCAGCUUCUUCUUGGUGUUGUAAAGAUGGUGGAGACACUUUUUGAAGAUAUAUUUCGAAUUGAUGCGAUAGACCCGGAUGGAAAAAAGUUUGAUAGGGUCUCUCGUAUUUCUGCUAGGAGUGAGCAGUUUGACAUGCUGAUGCACCUUGAUAUCAACACUGAGAUUUAUCCUAUGCGUGCUGGGGAGAAGUUCAUGAUGGUAUUGGCAUCCACUCUGAACUUGGACGGAACGCCCGAUUCUGGCUACUACACUCCGGGUAACAAGAAAUCGCUGGCAGAUAAGUUCGACUAUGUCAUGCAAGGAAAACUGUACAGAAUCUCCGAGGAAUCUAGGGAGAAGCAAGUAAAAGCGGAUAUAUAUGUCUCGUUCGGUGGACUUCUGAUGAUGCUGAAGGGGGACCCUUCCAUUGCUGCUAGAUUUGAGCUUGAUCAGAAGCUGUUUAUUCUAAUUAGGAAGGUCUGAGUUAGAGAUGUUAAUCACCAAACAAAAUACCUCGACUUCUAAAUGUAUGCUCUUGGCUAACUUGUCGACUAAAUGUAUCAGAAAUUCUCAGUUAGAAACA